AUGGAGCUAGAUGAUACUCUCGUCGAGAAGAUCUACUCGGACUUUGUCGCGUUGUUGAACACGGAGCUGGAGCUGCGAGAGUUCUUGAGUUUCCUGCCAGUUCUCCGUGGUGGCUUGCGAACUGUCGCACAGGGAAUCUUCCAUUCGUCCAUCAGCGUCAAGUACAACACUGUGGUCCUGCUGAAGCGUCUGGAACAGUUUUCGUCAACAGCAUCCAGCGUGCAUCAGCUGAACCCAUUCCUUCUGAUGUCAUUCCAGCGGAUUCACGACGUUGUCAAGCCGGAUACCAGAGAAUAG
Messenger RNA from Peronospora matthiolae, 297 nucleotides. The record is from the annotation of a GenBank genome assembly. Lineage: Eukaryota; Oomycota; Peronosporomycetes; Peronosporales; Peronosporaceae.